Messenger RNA from Ceutorhynchus assimilis (cabbage seed weevil), 303 nucleotides. The record is from the annotation of a GenBank genome assembly. NCBI's taxonomy places the organism in Eukaryota, Metazoa, Arthropoda, Insecta, Coleoptera, Curculionidae.
AUGAACAUUCUAAGAGAUAUUACCAUACCAGGACCAUCAGGACUAAACUCUAUAUCCUCGAUAAAGGAACGGGCUGCAGAUAUUGAAUCAAGUUUUGAACCAUCCGAGGAAUCAUCUAGACAAGAUCGUACUGGAAGUCAAAAAGGGAAAACUUUUAGGUAUCAAAGAUCAGAGCGAAUAAAGACGGCAAGAGAAAAAGGUCAUCUAAAUCAAAGUCUUAUGACAGAUUACUUUAUGUUUGUAGAAAAAAUCUGCAAUUCUUUAACGCCAGAUUUGACAGAUAUACCAUUGUCCAGAAAUUAA